AGAAGGCACAGAGAGCAGUCAUGGAUAGCAAGACUGUAAUCUCCCUCCUGAUUCUCUCUUUUAUGGGCCACUUUCCUGAGAUGAUGCUGGCAGCGGAGCUGCGGUGUCACUGCAUCCAGACUGUCACAGGAUUAAUGUUGCCAAAGCACCUGGCCAACGUAGAAAUCAUUCCUAAGGGCCCACACUGCAACGCUGUGGAAAUCAUAGCAACACUGAAGAACAGCCAGCAAAUCUGUUUAGAUCCCCAGGCCAAGUGGUUGAAGAUGAUAAUUAACAGGAUUCUACACAGUUCAUCCAAGAAACAGCGUCAGUGAAGGAAACAGAGGCAUCUCUGCGAGCAAAAGAAAGCUGCAUAGAAAUGCCAUUAGCCUUUAAAUGUCUCUAGGGUCAGGGUAUUCAUAAUUUCAGUCUAGUUUUUUCUAUCCUCACUGCUUUCCAUGCACAGACUGUUCAUCUGCAAAAGGAAACUGCUGGGCUCAAUAGGCUGUCACAGCACUAGCAGACUCUGGUACUUUAUGGCAAAAUCUUACACGGUGCUUAACUGCAGAGGCAUUUAAAGCAGUAUCCUAACCAAACCCUAGCCUGGCAUUGGUCAGCUGGAAACACCUGCACAGGUUUAGCAACACCACGGAUUCAGCAUUCACUGAACUGGUAGUUACACCAAAUCAUCUCUAAGCUUCCUUCUGAAGGACUACGAAGUACAGUUUUGUCUAGUUUAAGAGGGCUGUAGUUUUCAAAGUAAAGAAAUAUUAACCAAAGGAGAGUCUUACUGAAAGAAAAAUAAAAAUUUAAAAAAGAAAAGAAAGGGAAAAAGGAAUUUCUUGAUAUCAAUAAAAACCUUGCUUAGAGGCAAUAUGGGCAAUGAAUGAAGCAAAUGCUGUAAGAUUUCAG
Molecule: messenger RNA, 891 nt
Organism: Pygoscelis adeliae (Adelie penguin)
Lineage: Eukaryota; Metazoa; Chordata; Aves; Sphenisciformes; Spheniscidae
Product: C-X-C motif chemokine 5-like
Exons: 4
Coding region: 21-314 (97 amino acids)
Biological process (GO): neutrophil chemotaxis; antimicrobial humoral immune response mediated by antimicrobial peptide; cellular response to lipopolysaccharide
Cellular component (GO): extracellular region
Molecular function (GO): CXCR chemokine receptor binding; chemokine activity
Source: RefSeq, a predicted model, not a curated record